AUGGUUUGGGCUCCUUUGGAGGGGACUAUCCAGUGGUCCCUUCGUCCCUACGGCAGUGGAAUACGCCGAUUUGAAUUGCUCGUUCUAGCACCACGCCAAAUCGAUUGGGAGUACUUCAACGACGAGCUCGAGAUCGGUGACGAUAUCUACCGGUAUAUCAAGUUGCUCGACCUCAAGGAAUUCGAGGAUACGGAACCGUAUGCUUACCGGUAUUUGACCCUGGAGUUCUUCAGCAUAGUCGCCAGGCACGAAAAUGGGAAGUACCUCACGGCUCGACUUAAGGGCACAAAAUAUAAUAUCACCGACAAAGUGUUGCGCGACAUCUACAAAUUGGAUUCCUCAAUCGCGACACGCCACAGCCCCAUGGGGUACAAAAUCGACCCGCAUUGGGCGAUCAUCUCCCCAUGCGAGACAUACAAGAAGUCGGGGCCGUCUUUGGGACUAAUCAGCGACUUGGCUCAUGUGGUGAUCCACAAGUACAUAUCACAAAUGAUCUACGGCAAGGAGUCAAACAAGGUGAGCGAGCAGCAGGUGUUCAUCUUGUGGUCAAUUUCUCACGACAAGCCGGUGACCAUGUUGCAGUAUCUGAAGGACACCCUUUUCGACAUACGCAACGACACAAGGCGCGGUCCAAACUUGGGCCAUGUGGUGUCCAAGUUAGCCGAGUACUUUGGGGUUGACAUCGACGAACCCCCAAUCCAAGGACCUCUGGCACGCCGGCUACCUGAUCAACCCACACACCCGAAGCUCGUCACCAAGCGGUCCAGCUACAAGGCCUAUUGCGAAGAAAUGGGUAUACCCUAUCCGGACGACGAGUCCCAACCGGCAGCCGGUACAUCGGCUGGUCCAGCCGACGAGAACUCUCAUGAUGAGGACGGGAACGACUCCGACGCCGACAGACAUUCCGUUCACGAGACCAUUCAGUCUCCUCCAUCGAUAGAUGCGCACACGGGUGCGUCUUUCCAGUCGGCUGCUCCAGUUUGGUUCUUCGAGUAUGAGGCUCGGAAUGAGGAUGUUGGAUGA
Molecule: messenger RNA, 1023 nt
Organism: Striga asiatica
Lineage: Eukaryota; Viridiplantae; Streptophyta; Magnoliopsida; Lamiales; Orobanchaceae
Source: the annotation of a GenBank genome assembly